This is a messenger RNA of Alosa alosa (allis shad), 962 nucleotides long. RefSeq lists its product as uncharacterized. The record is from RefSeq and is a predicted model, not a curated record. Bases 165 to 962 code for a protein of 265 amino acids. Lineage: Eukaryota; Metazoa; Chordata; Actinopteri; Clupeiformes; Clupeidae. The transcript has 6 exons.
AUUCCGAGGCUUAUUUUAAUGCAUAAACUGCUAUGAGCAGAAAUCUGAUUUACGGAAUGACAAUGUUGGUCUCAAUGUGAUGUUAAGAGGGGAUUAUUAAAUGAUUAAUUUUUCUUACUGGGCAUGGACACAUACAGUAUGUACAUGUGUGUGUCUGUGUGUGCAUGGACACGUAUGUUUGUGUGUCUGUGUGUGUGUGUGGAGAUACAGACACAUGUACACACACUGAGGCAGAUUCCUCUUUGACACACUCCGUUAAUCGCCAUCUUCUAAAAUCACAGGCGCUGAUGGAUAAUCCAGCAUACACAGACACUGCUGUAUCCCCCGCCUCCCCACCCCCUUCAUACCUGGAGGCUAGUGCAUAUCCUCCCCACUCAGCACAGUUGCCAAGCACACCUCCACCUGCCUACACUCCUGGAUCCUAUCCACCAAGCUAUAAUGAAAUAGAUACUGCUCAAAGCCAAGCCCAUCACCAUGGUAACCAUACAAACCCAUACCCAGUCCUAUCCAUUCCAGGAAAUGUGGUGAUUCAUCAAGAAGUGAUGAUUGCCACCCAAACCAUGAGCCAGCCAGUAGCGGUAAUUCAGGUUCAGCCUGUAGCACUGGCCGACAGUCCCACAGUGACUGUGUGUCCACACUGCCAUCACCAAGUCACCACCAAUACCACCCACAAAUCCGGCAUGGCCGCAUGGUCCACCUGUUUGCUACUCACACUGCUGGGAUGGAUGCAAAGAUGUCCACCACUCCUGCCCCCACUGCAAUCGUCACAUCGGCAUCUUCAUACGCAAAUAGCACAGACACACACACAUGUGGAUUACAAGGAACAGAAAUCAGGCACUCACAUCAUCAUCAUCAUCAUCACUGCCAACAUAAUCACCAUCAUCUGUUAUCUGCCCCGUUAUAAGCCUGUGGAGUGUGAGUUUGCUUCCGAGUUCCAGGAGGGACGUGACCUGAGGAGUUGA